CAGCACCCCACCUCUCUCUCUCUCUCUCUCUCUCUUUCACACACACACACACACACACACGUACAGAUUCCUUGUGUCUUACUCUUUCUCAGUGAAGAGGCCUUUUAUCUUCCUCGCUUAUCUCCUACGAAACCCAUUCUCAAUUUGCAUUUCAACAAAUUGAUUUUUAGAAAUCUGUCUACAUUAAUUACAGUACCGACAUUCAUGCAGAAGAAAAAUUUAUGUUCUUCCACCGAAUCUAGAAAAGUGCAUUCAAAAGGAAGCCGCUCUUAGCGCUUGGUUGAGUGGGAGAGUCAGAUCUGAAGUGACGAUCUCGAGAUCACAGCAAAGAUGGCGGCAACACUAGCUUGGACAUUUUCUGCCAAUAAUGGCAGCAUACCUGCCGCUAAUGGCUUGGAGAGAAAUGGGGAUGCUAAACCUCAUGACUUGGAGACUUUAACUCCCCACACACUUGCCAAAGUGAAUUCAAGAGAUCGGAGUAGUAUGGAGGACCCAGAUGGGACAUUAGCAAGCGUUGCCCAGUGCAUUGAGCAAAUGCGGCAGAAUUCCUCAUCACCCCAAGAAAAAGAGAAUUCAUUGAUUCAAUUGCUUGAGCUUAUUAAUACACGUGAGAAUGCUUUUAGUGCAGUUGGAUCACAUUCUCAAGCAGUUCCAGUACUCGUAUCUCUUCUUCGGUCUGGAUCCCUUGGGAUAAAGUUGCGGGCUGCUAGCGUUUUAGGUUCUCUGUGCAAAGAAAAUGAGUUACGGCUCAAAGUAUUGCUUGGGGGUUGUAUUCCACCAUUGCUUGGCCUUCUCAAGUCAAAUUCAGCUGAAGGUCAAAUUGCAGCAGCAAAGACCAUAUAUGCUGUUUCUCAAGGUGGUGCUAAGGAUCAUGUUGGCUCAAAAAUUUUUUCAACAGAGGGAGUUGUUCCUGUAUUGUGGGAGCAAUUAGAGAAGGGACUCAAUGCUGGUAAUGUUGUUGAUGACUUAUUAACGGGAGCUUUACAGAAUCUUUCUAGCAGCACUGAAGGAUUUUGGCCUGCAACAAUACAAGCUGGAGGAGUUGAUACACUUGUGAAAUUGCUUUCUACUGGAAGAUCAAGUACCCAAGCAAAUGUAUGCUUUCUCUUGUCGUGCAUGAUGAUGGAGGAUGCGUCUGUUUGUACUAAAGUCAUGUCUGCUGAUGCUACAAAACGGCUACUUAAGCUACUUGGAUCUGGCAAUGAAGCUUCUGUAAGAGCAGAAGCUGCAGCUGCUCUGAAAUCUCUUUCUGCCCAGUGCAAAGAAGCGAGACGGGAUAUUGCUAAUUACAGUGGUAUACCUGUUCUAAUAAAUGCUACAAUUGCCCCUUCAAAAGAAUUCAUGCAAGGGGAGUUUGCCCAAGCUUUGCAAGAGAAUGCUAUGUGCGCUCUUGCAAACAUAUCUGGUGGUUUGUCAUAUGUCAUCUCAAGUCUUGGUCAAAGCCUUGAAUCAUGUACAUCACCUGCACAAGUGGCUGACACAUUAGGAGCAUUGGCUUCAGCUCUGAUGAUAUAUGAUAGCAAAGCAGAAUAUGCUAGAGCAUCGGAGCCAACAGAGGUGGAAAUGACACUGGUUAAGCAGUUCAAACCCCGGUUACCAUUUCUGGUGCAGGAGCGUACAAUAGAAGCCCUUGACAGUUUGUAUGGGAAUGCUGUACUCGCAGGCAAACUUGCCAAUUCUGAUGCAAAACGUCUGCUGGUUGGUUUGAUCACAAUGGCAACCAAUGAAGUUCAGGAUGAGUUGAUAAGAUCUCUUCUUAUCCUCUGUAACAACAAAGGUAGUUUAUGGCAAGCCCUACAAGGACGCGAGGGGAUUCAGCUUUUGAUAUCCCUUCUUGGUCUUUCAUCAGAGCAGCAGCAGGAGUGUGCUGUUGCUUUACUUUGCCUCCUGUCCAAUGAUAAUGAUGAAAGUAAAUGGGCUAUUACGGCUGCUGGUGGCAUCCCACCUCUUGUUCAAAUUCUGGAGACAGGAUCUGCAAAAGCAAAAGAAGACUCUGCAUCAAUCCUUGGAAACCUCUGUAAUCAUAGUGAAGAUAUAAGGGCAUGUGUUGAAAGUGCUGAUGCUGUCCCUGCUUUGUUAUGGCUGUUGAAGAACGGAAGCACCAGUGGGAAGGAGAUUGCUGCUAAGACCUUACACCAUUUAAUUCACAAGUCAGAUACUGCGACAAUCAGCCAGCUCACAGCAUUAUUAACUAGUGAUCUACCUGAAUCUAAAGUUUACGUCUUAGAUGCAUUAAAAAGUUUGCUCUCUGUGGCCCCCCUGAAUGAUAUGCUACGUGAAGGUAGCGCAGCAAAUGAUGCAAUUGAGACAAUGAUAAAAGUCUUAAGCUUUACCAAGGAAGAAACUCAGGCAAAGUCUGCUUUAGCUCUUGCUGGAAUAUUUGAACUCAGGAAGGAUUUGCGAGAAAGUAGCAUUGCUGUUAAGGCUCUUUGGUCAAUCAUGAAACUAUUAAAUGUUGAGUCUGAGAACAAUCUAGUGGAAUCUUCCCGUUGCCUUGCUGCAAUAUUUCUCUCAGUUAAAGAGAACCGCGAUGUGGCAGCUGUUGCCAAAGACGCAUUGCCUCUGCUGUUGGUGCUUGCUAACUCUCCCAUAUUGUUAGUUGCAGAGCAGGCAGUUUGUGCUUUGGCUAAUCUUCUUUUGGAUGGUGAAGCCUCGGAGAAAGCUAUUCCAGAAGAAAUUAUUUUGUCUGCCACUAGAGUUUUGCAUGAAGGCACAAAUGUUGGAAGGACUCAUGCUGCAGCUGCUAUUGCUCGGCUUCUCCAUUCUCGCCAGAUUGAUUCUUCUUUAACUGAAUGUGUAAAUCGUGCUGGGACUGUGCUUGCAUUGGUUUCUUUCCUUGAAGCUGCUGACAGUGGAUCUGUUGCUACUUCGGAGGCAUUAGAUGCAUUGGCUUUCCUUGCAAGACCGGUUGAAGCCUGUGAGCACGAUAAACCUGCUUGGGCAGUUCUUGCUGAAUUCCCUAAUAGCAUGACCCCAAUAGUUUCAUGUAUUGCUGAUGCCCCACCAUUGGUACAGGAUAAGGCUAUCGAAAUAUUGUCCCGACUAUGCCGGGCUCAGCGUAUUUUUCUUGGGAAUGCAGUUGCCUGUGCAUCUGGAUGCAUUUCAUCCAUUGCACGAAGGGUAAACAGUUCACCAAAUGCUAGUGUGAAAAUUGGAGGAACUGCACUUCUUGUGUGUGCCGCAAAAGUGAAUCAUCAAAGGGUAGUAGAAGAUUUAAAUGAGUCAAACUCAUGUGCUCCACUCAUUCAUUCUCUUGUUGGAAUGCUGACCUCUGUGGAGACUUCAAACUAUGAAGAUCAGGCUGACAAGGAUGCCAUAAGUAUCUGUACAAUCACUGAAGGAAGUGAAAGCGACUUAGAGAGAAGUACCUCAGUGAUCUAUGGUGCCAAUAUAGCUAUAUGGCUUCUUUCUGCUCUUGCUAGUGAUGAUGACAAAUGCAAAGCUGGGAUCAUGGAAGCUGGUGCAAUUGACGUUCUUACCGAGAAAAUAUCUCAAUCUUUUCUACAGUAUGCACAGAGCGAUUUUAAAGAGGAGAGCAACGUUUGGAUUUGCGCCUUAUUGUUAGCAGUUCUAUUUCAAGACAGGGAUAUCAUCCGUGGACAUGGAACUAUGAAAGCAAUACCAGUACUAGCUAAUUUACUGAGAUCAGAGGAAUCAGCAGACAGAUAUUUUGCUGCACAAGCUAUCGCGAGUCUUGUCUGUAAUGGUAGCAGGGGAACUCUUCUGUCUGUUGCAAACUCAGGAGCGGCAGUGGGACUUAUUUCCUUGCUUGGCUGUGCUGAUAUUGAUAUUGGUGACCUUCUAGAAUUGUCAGAGGAGUUUGCUUUGGUCCGUUAUCCAGAUCAAGUUGCUCUUGAGCGAUUAUUUAGGGUGGAUGACAUUAGGGCUGGUGCAACUUCUAGAAAAGCUAUACCAGUCCUUGUUGAUUUGCUUAAACCAAUUCCAGAUCGUCCUGGGGCACCUUUUCUAGCUCUAGGUCUUCUAAUUCAACUAGCUAAAGAGUGUCCUCCUAAUCAGAUUGCUAUGGUAGAGUCAGGGGCCUUGGAAGGAUUGACAAAAUAUCUCUCUCUUGGCCCUCAAGAGACAACCGAAGAGGCUGCUACUGAUCUUCUAGGCAUUCUUUUUAGCACUGCUGAGAUAAGGAGACACGAAUCUGCAUUUGGUGCUGUCAGUCAGCUUGUGGCAGUCUUGCGUUUAGGUGGAAGAACAGCAAGGUAUAGUGCUGCGAAAGCAUUAGAAAACUUAUUUUCUGCGGAUUACAUAAGGAAUACAGAAUCUGCCAGGCAAGCUGUUCAACCUUUGGUGGAAAUUCUAAGUACUGGACUGGAGAAAGAACAGCAUGCUGCUAUUGGUGCACUGGUUAGGCUGCUGAGUGAGAACCCAUCAAGAGUCCUUGCAGUUCAAGAUGUUGAGAUGAAUGCCAUUGAAGUGCUUUGCAGGAUUCUUUCUUCAAACUACUCGAUGGAGCUUAAGGGGGAUGCCAGUGAAUUGUGUGCUGUUCUUUUUGGAAAUACAAGAAUACGAUCUACCGUAGCUGCUGCUCAAUGCGUAGAGCCUUUAGUUUCUCUCCUGGUUGCCGAGUACAGUCCUGCUCACCAUUCAAUUGUCCAUGCAUUAGAUAAACUCUUAGACGACGAACAAUUGGCAGAACUAGUUGCUGCACAUGGUGCAGUCAUCCCUCUUGUAGGCCUUUUGAAUGGCCACAAUUCAUUGCUCAAUGAGGCUAUUUCGGGAGCUCUUGUGAAGUUAGGGAAAGACAGGCCUGCAUGUAAGAUGGAAAUGGUGAAAGCUGGGGUAAUUGAGGGAGUGCUUGAUAUUCUCCAUGAAGCACCAGAUUUCCUCUGUGCUGCAUUUGCUGAACUGCUCAGGAUACUUACCAAUAAUGCAACCAUUGCAAAGGGUCCAUCUGCAGCAAAAGUUGUUGAGUCCCUCUUUCUUUUGCUGACAAGACCAGAAUUUGGACCUGAUGGACAACAUAGUGCUCUCCAGGUUCUUGUAAAUAUUUUAGAGCAUCCACAGUGUCGUGCUAAUUAUGCCCUGACAUCUCAGCAAAUUGAAACUCUCAUACCUUUGCUUGACUCUCCUGCCUCAGCAGUGCAGCAGUUGGCCUCUGAGCUUCUGUCCCACCUGCUUUUGGAGGAGCAUCUUCAGAAAGACCCUGCAACUCAGCAAGUGAUUGGGCCUCUGGUACGUCUUCUUGGUUCUGGUAUACCUAUGUUGCAGCAGAGAGCUGUGAGGGCUCUUGUCAGUAUUUCUGUAACUUGGCCAAAUGAAAUUGCAAAAGAAGGUGGUGUGAGUGAGCUGUCCAAAGUCAUACUUCAAGCUGAUCCUUUGCUUCCUCAUGCUUUGUGGGAGUCUGCUGCUGCUGUAUUAUCCAGUAUUCUGCAAUUUAGUUCUGAGUUUUAUUUGGAAGUACCAGUGGCAGUAUUGGUAAGGUUGCUUCGCUCAGGCUCAGAGAGCACAGUUUCUGGUGCACUUAAUGCUCUUCUGGUGCUGGACACUGAUGACUCUACGAGUGCUGAAGCAAUGGCUGAAAGCGGGGCAAUCGAGGUGCUUUUAGAACUUUUAAGAUGUCAUCAGUGUGAGGAAACAGCUGCCAGACUACUGGAGGUGUUAUUAAACAAUGUAAAAAUCAGGGAUUCCAAAGCAACCAAGUCUGCCAUUGUACCAUUGUCACAAUAUCUCUUAGAUCCACAAACCCAAGGUCAACAGGCGAGGCUACUGGCUACUCUUGCUCUUGGCGACCUAUUCCAGAAUGAGGCCCUUGCUCGGACAGCAGAUGCUGUUUCUGCCUGCCGGGCAUUGGUGAAUCUGCUCGAGGAUCAGCCUACAGAAGAAAUGAAAGUCGUAUCCAUAUGUGCUUUACAGAACCUUGUUAUGUACAGCCGAUCAAAUAAAAGAGCCGUUGCAGAAGCUGGUGGUGUUCAGGUUGUUCUUGAUCUGAUUGGUUCUAGUGAUCCAGAUACAUCAGUGCAGGCGGCGAUGUUUAUUAAACUACUUUUCUCUAACAAUACCAUUCAAGAGUAUGCCUCAAGUGAAACUGUUAGAGCUAUUACUGCCGCUAUAGAAAAAGAUUUGUGGGCCACUGGCACAGUAAAUGAGGAGUACCUGAAGUCUCUGAAUGCACUCUUUGGAAACUUUCCCCGUUUAAGAGCAACAGAACCUGCAACACUAAGUAUUCCACAUUUGGUAACAUCCCUUAAGACUGGAUCAGAGGCAUCUCAAGAAGCUGCAUUGGAUGCACUAUUUCUUCUCAGACAAGCUUGGUCAGCAUGCCCAGCUGAAGUUUCUCGAGCGCAAUCAAUUGCUGCAGCUGAUGCAAUUCCCCUGUUGCAAUACCUGAUCCAAUCAGGCCCACCUCGGUUUCAGGAGAAGGCAGAAUUCUUAUUGCAAUGUUUGCCGGGUACAUUAGUCGUGAUAAUCAAGCGAGGGAAUAAUAUGAGGCAGUCUGUUGGGAACCCAAGUGUAUAUUGCAAGCUUACCCUUGGAAAUACUACUCCUCGUCAAACCCAGGUGAUAACAACUGGUCCCAACCCAGAGUGGGAUGAGAGCUUUGCAUGGUCAUUCGAGAGUCCUCCUAAAGGCCAGAAGCUUCACAUUUCGUGCAAGAACAAGAGCAAAAUGGGGAAGAGUUCAUUCGGAAAGGUAACUAUUCAAAUCGACCGUGUAGUAAUGUUGGGAGCAGUUGCUGGGGAGUACACACUGUUGCCCGAAAGCAAAAGUGGACCUUCAAGGAAUUUGGAAAUAGAAUUCCAAUGGUCUAACAAAUAGCUGUCAUGCUAAGGUUUUAGUAAUUCAACCGCCAAAUAGAGUUAAUACAUUGGUUACAGGUUUUCAUCAGACAUUUUCCAAUUAAUUUUAUUGUGUGGUGUAUAUAGUUUGGACUAUCUUUUUGUAGCACUGAAACGGUCAUUGUUUGCUGAUGUAUUCUUUUGUAAGUCGAGUGAAUUUCCUUUUUAGUUUGAAAGUGUAUGGAGGUCAAGUUACUUUGUAAUUUUAAGCAAAAUUAUGUCCCAGUUUGGUUUUGCUAAAAAUUAAAUAUUU
Molecule: messenger RNA, 7044 nt
Organism: Olea europaea var. sylvestris
Lineage: Eukaryota; Viridiplantae; Streptophyta; Magnoliopsida; Lamiales; Oleaceae
Product: protein CELLULOSE SYNTHASE INTERACTIVE 1
Exons: 9
Coding region: 331-6771 (2146 amino acids)
Biological process (GO): regulation of cellulose biosynthetic process; anisotropic cell growth
Cellular component (GO): cellulose synthase complex
Molecular function (GO): microtubule binding
Source: RefSeq, a predicted model, not a curated record